GGCUGCCUCUCGCUCGCGCCCUCCGGCUCCCCGCGCCAUGGCCAACUCGGGCUUGCAGCUGCUGGGCUUCGUGCUGACCCUGCUGGGCGUGGUGGCCAACCUGACCUCCACCAUCCUGCCCCAGUGGCGGGUCUCCUCCUUCGCCGACGGCAGCAUCCUCACGGCGCAGAGCUACCAGCUGGGCCUCUGGAUGGAGUGCGUCUGGCAGAGCACCGGGCAGCUGCAGUGCAAGGUCUACGACUCGAUGCUGUCCCUCAGCCCUCCCUUGCAGGCCACCCGGGCGCUGAUGGUGAUCUCCAUCGUUUUGGGAGUGAUUGCAGCUGGCAUCGCCGCCAUGGGCAUGAAGUGCACCAACUGCGGGGGUGACAACAAAGUCGUCAAGGCCCGCAUUGCCAUGACCGGAGGUCUUGUCUUCGUGGUCGGAGGCUUGGCUUCGAUGGUUGCUUCCUCAUGGAUGGCGCACCAGAUCAUAACCGAUUUCUACGACCCCCUUUCACCCACAAAUAAAAGGUACGAAAUGGGCCCUUCCGUCUACCUCGGCUGGGUGGGGGCAGCCUUGAUGAUGCUGGGGGGUGGGCUGCUCUCCUGCUCAUGCCCUGGAGACUCCGCGUACAAGGGCCACCAGUAUCCUCAAGCGAAGCCCAUCUCCAAGCCCCCCAGUAACCGAGAGUAUGUCUAGCUGCCCGGGCAGCUCCCAAGCCGGUUCUGAGACCCCUGUGCCGCUGCGCCUGGAACAGCCUGGACUUUGCUGCCCAUCCGGGCAUGUUGGACUCUUUCAAAUCACCUCGGCAUCCAUCCCCGCCCCCAGGUUUUUAGCCUGUUGUAUUCCUCCUCUGCCCUUUGAUUCAAUCGUUUUUUAAAAGUAGUGCUCCUGAAGGGAGGGUGGGGCAUUUUUAUCCAUUUAUGCAUUUUGCUCUGGCUGCCCAGAAUCCUGCAGAUGGAUUGGAGGUGGAUAAGUCCCCAAAUCCUCUGACCAUGCUGGCUGGGGAUUAUAGGGUUUCAAGUCCAGUGCAUCUGGAGAGGACAAGGUUGAGGAAGCUCUGGUAAGAUUUUGUGGGUGAGGACCCACCUCCCCCUUAAUAAACCUUUCUGGGCAGAUCCAAGGGCUUUCAUCUGGACCGAGACUCAUCUAGAUUCAGAUUGACACACGGAGUGAAAGAAAGACCCCAACCACUGUUAAGCUCUCCUCCCCCAAACAGCUGAGGAAUCGGCAUUUUAGGAUCUCUACUACUCUCGACCCAUGGAGCUCAAAUUGUUAAGCGGGUUCUCUUGCAGAUGUUUACAAGUCAGGGCAUCUAUUGGGCAGGGAGUACAGAUGCCUCUAUUGGCAAAUCCAAAGGGAGCUUUGACGCGUUUGCCUCGCCCAGGGAAAAGGGGUGUCCCUUCUGCGUGUGGCAGCCAAGCCAGAGACUCUAAGAGCUAACGCACGGCAUGCUGGUUGAAUUCUCCCUGGAGCCUUUUUGCCGUUUCAAAAGCUGUUUGGGCUGUGUAAAUAUGUACGUUUGCUGGGGAACACCAGAGCUAAGAGGGCAAUUUGAUUCAAGCAUAUCCCUUAAAAAAUGGAUCAAUUUUAUCCCACCCUUAAAUUGUCCCAAUAAAACGCUCCUGCUUUUACUGCUAAAUCAUACUUUUUGAAAAAUUUGCGUUGGCUAAUAUUUUCUUGCUUUGAUAGAUUUUAACUUUUUUCUUCAUUGCAUGGGGAAAGGGAUGAAUGCAAAUUUGGAUAGGAAAGGAGGUAUUUUUAGUGUAAAACUUUGCCUUAUUUAAAGCACUGAUGCCAUCGGGUGGUGUGUGCAUUUUGUGUAUUUUUUAAACAUUUGUAUUACUGGGAAUAUUUUUUGUAUAUAAUAAAUAAGACUGUUUUGGACAAAA
Messenger RNA from Candoia aspera, 1872 nucleotides. It is a transcript of the gene CLDN7, whose product is annotated as claudin 7. Bases 38 to 679 code for a protein of 213 amino acids. The transcript is spliced from 4 exons. The record is from RefSeq and is a predicted model, not a curated record. Gene Ontology annotation, biological process: bicellular tight junction assembly; cell adhesion. NCBI's taxonomy places the organism in Eukaryota, Metazoa, Chordata, Lepidosauria, Squamata, Candoiidae. Gene Ontology annotation, cellular component: bicellular tight junction; plasma membrane. Gene Ontology annotation, molecular function: structural molecule activity.